AUGGAAGGUGUGUUGGACUUUGACACAAUCGACGUGGAACUAAAUGAAGACCUUCUAAAGAAACAGAGUAGGAGAUGUAGAGAUGAGUUCUUGAACUCACUAUCUCUUGACGAUGAAGAUGAAGACUUCAUAAUCCCAUUAUUCGAGAAUGUUGAAGAUGAUGAAGCACCCGUGGAAGAAGAACCUUUGGAUGACGAACUGGAGAAGGAAGAAAAUGUAGAUGAAGCUGUGGAUGAAGAGGCAAAUGAUAGUGAAGCUCAGUUUAAAUAUUCCACACAUGAUCCAAAUGUGAAAUGGAAUAGAAUGAAACCUCAAGAGGGAGAAAGGUAUGAAUCUCCACAACAACUUAAACUCUGUUUAACAAAUCAUGCCAUAUCUAAAGGUUAUCAUAUUAGGUUUAAUAAAUGUGAUAGUGUUAGACUACAUUGUGUGUGUGCUAGUGAUCUUGAGAAAUUCGGUUGUCCUUAUUAUGUUAAAGCCUCUUGGAUGAGCAAUGAAAAGUCAUUACAAAUAAAGAAAAUGUAUCCACAUCAUACAUGUGUCAAGAAUUUUAACAAUGGAAAACUUAUGAGACUAACAUGGUUAGCUAGACAAUUCCUUACAAAAUUGAUUAGGACACCUAAUUUGAAAGCUAAGGAAAUCCAAGAAAAAGUUCAACGCAAAUUUCACACUAAGAUUUCAUGGGUAAGGAGUUAUAGGGCUAGAUGUAGGGCAAUGUCCAUAAUUGAGGGAAAAUUAGGUGAUCACCAUGCAAGGGUGUGGGAUUAUGGUGGUGAAUUGCUAAGAUCCAAUCCAUACAGCACCAUUAAAAUUUGUGUUGAAGACAACAAUGAUGGUAUAACUAUUUUCAAAAUGAUGUACAUAUGUUUCAAAUCAAUCAAAGAAGGGUGGAAGAUAUGUUGUAGAAGGGUAGUAAGGAUUGAUGAAUAUUUUCUAAAAGGGCAGUGUAAGGGACAAUUAUUAACAGACAUAGGUAGGGACCCAAACAAUCAAGUUUUUCCCAUAGAUUGGGUUGUAGUUGACAUUGAGAAUAAGUUUAACUGGAAGUGGUUCCUUCAGAUGUUAGAGGUUGACCUUGGAAUGGAUGCAGGAAGAGGCAUGUGA
Messenger RNA from Lactuca saligna, 1104 nucleotides. The record is from the annotation of a GenBank genome assembly. NCBI's taxonomy places the organism in Eukaryota, Viridiplantae, Streptophyta, Magnoliopsida, Asterales, Asteraceae.